Molecule: messenger RNA, 2586 nt
Organism: Acaromyces ingoldii
Lineage: Eukaryota; Fungi; Basidiomycota; Exobasidiomycetes; Exobasidiales; Cryptobasidiaceae
Exons: 4
Coding region: 1-2586 (861 amino acids)
Biological process (GO): lipid metabolic process
Source: RefSeq, a predicted model, not a curated record
AUGCCGCCUGACUACACGCCAUCGGAGGAUGACCCGCCGUCGCACGAGGAGUCGCUCCAGGACGUUGCCCUCUCCGUACCGGACAUUGACGCCGCGGACUCGAUCAGCCAGGUUGGCGCCAACGAUGCCGAUGACGCGGAUGCUCGCCUGCACGAGGACGAGUCGACGCGCCACCAGACCGACUGGUCCCACAUGCUCGGCCUGUCUGGCCAGACGCUGGGUGCAGCAACCUCUGCCACUUCGCUCGGCUUUGCUGCCGCACGUCAGACGACUGCAUUUGGCCUCGGCUUGGCGAAGCGCAUCACGCAGGGAAUCGUAGCUCUGCCCGCCAUGGCCUUUGACGGCGCCGUGCUCGGCAAUCCGCCGAGUAUGGACAAUUACCGCGACGGCAACGGCAACAGCACGCCCACUGCGGCCGAAGUGGCCCAUGCUGCCGUCGGUGGCGUCUUCGAUCUCAUCACCACCUUUGCCCUCGGCGGCAUCGACAUUGGCAGCGCCAUUACUGGCGCCGGUCUGGGGGCAGCGGCAGCAGGUGUCGAGGGGACCCGGAGGGCGCUGGGGUCCGAGGUGGUUCGCAGUUUGAGCGCAUUUAGCAAGCUCGUCAAGCGCGAGUGGAACUCGGCUUCCGACGACCUACCCCCUGGCGGCAUUCCGGCCUACUCCAUCGUCGGUAUCACCCAGGCGCUCACCGCUUGGGUGCUCAUUCAGAUGGUGACGCGCGACUACUACGAGACCAAGAUGAUCCGGCAGCUGCAGGAGGUCGAUCUAGAGGCAGUCCAGCGUGAGAUCGACGAGGAAAAGAGGGAAGAGGCAGCAGCAGCGCCGACAACAACAACGGCCACAGCAGCAGCAGCAACAGGCACGGAAUCACAACACGACGUUCGAAUCACCUCAGAGGCCGCGAUGCCUGGCGAAAACGAGGGCGACUUGAUCGGCGCAGAGAUCGGUCAGCCCUCUGAUGCAGCCGAUGCAGCGCCCCACGACGACAACACCGAUGGACUUGUAGCAGUACCUCUCACAGACCGGCAGGCGAUUCACAACAUGAAGCGCUACUCGAAGCUGGUCCUCGGUGUCUACGGCGGCGUGGCUCUGGCGUGGUUGGGCAGCUUGCCCCCUGAUCUUAUGGAGGCUGCAGGCCAAGUUGUGAGCGAUAGCCGUCUCCCCCAAGUCAACACCAAUCAGGGCUCUGCGGCAGACCAGCCGCUUUUGGCCGGCGGAGGUACUGGUUCGAGGGCGACUGACGAAGCGGACUUCUUGAGAGCGGCUGCUCAGCUUGAUCUCGAGGACGGCGAAUUGAUCGAUGACGAGAUUGAUGCUCCAGCAGAACAGGAUCAAGGAGCAGCGGCUCCACCCGCUGCUGGCGUUGAGAACGGCAGCCAUGAGGUGCGACCACCACCGGCACGACAAGGCACGUCUUACAGCUACCUCGACAUCCUGAGCGGACAGGCCGAUGCAGACCUUUUCCACCGCGUCGCCGAGCUUGAAGACGGCGUGGCGCAAGAGGGGAGCUACGACGAGACGGCUUCGCAAGCAGGAAGCGCAGCAGCGCGGCUCAGACGGAUGAGGCAGCGAGUCGCCAGGCCCAGUCAGCCACGCUACUACGUCGUGACCGAUCAUACCAAUGCCAAGAUCGUCCUCGUCCUUCGAGGCAGCUUGAGUCUGGGCGACUUGGCCAUCGACCUGACGUGCGAGAGCGCAAGGUUUGAAUGGGAGCUGGAAAAGCAGCCGCUCGAGGAUGAGGCGACGGAAGAAAGUAAGGAGAAGGCUCCGCGAGGAAGCUACAUUGUGCACGAGGGCAUCUACGAAACGGCCAAAGAGAUUGGCGAGCCCGGUCGGCCGGUCCACAGGGCUAUUCGAGCUGCCCUGGCGCGCCACCCGGGCUACGCACUGGACAUUGCAGGGCACAGCCUCGGCGCUGGCGUGGCAGCUAUGUGCGCCCUCAUGUGGGCAGACCCAGACACCUGCCUGACCACGCCCCAAUCUGGCCUGCCCGUCGGUCGCAAGGUGCAUGCAUAUUCGUUUGCUGCGCCUUGCGUCAUGGGCGCAGAGCUUUCUCAGCGAUGCAAGGCCCUCAUCACGACGCUCGAAUACUCGUACGACCUUGUCGCGAGACUGUCUCUUGGCGCCAUUCUCGACAUCCGCAACGCAUGCGCGUGGCUUGCCUACGAAAACAGCCAGCCCGCCACGCCGCGCACGGCGACGUCGACGACGGCCUCGAGCAACGGCGCCUUUGUCGGCCUGCCGAACCCCAUCCGUCUCACGACACUCAUGCAGCGCGCCCUGCUCCACCAAGUGCCCACGACGUCGGCGGAGAAAAAGACGGAGAUCGAGCACGACUUUCUCGCGCUCCGAAAAACACUCGAGGCAAACAUGACGCACGUCGAACUCUUCCCACCCGGCUCCAUCUUUUACUCGCUCGCGCCCGACGAUGUUGCGGCGAGCCCGCGCACCGACGACCGCCUCUACCGUGUCACGGGCGAUCGGCUGGACGAAGUCUUUGGCCAGAUCAUCUUUGGAAGGGGCAUGCUCUCGAGGCACAUGCCGCACAUUUACAGAAACAUCCUCACGGCGCUGCCCUCUUCUUGA